AUGCGUAAACUCUACAAAAGCCAUCUGAGUGACUUAUCCGAUGAAGAAAUUCGUGAUGCUUUACGAUUUAUUCACGAAGAACAACGAUAUUCGCAUGCAUUUUACGAUCGACCCUCCCCCACUCGCACGAGUAGCGCUUUUGUAGCCUGGCAUUAUACCCACGCUGCUAGGGCGCUGAUUCUUCGAUACAUCUUCACAAUCGCCAUAGAGUUGACCUUCACUGAGUGCUUAGAGGCUCUCACCUCUUGUGAUUGGAAUGUAGAUGAUAUACUCCAUUCACUCCAAAAUCCAAACGGUUUCUAA
This is a messenger RNA of Rodentolepis nana, 303 nucleotides long. The record is from the annotation of a GenBank genome assembly. NCBI's taxonomy places the organism in Eukaryota, Metazoa, Platyhelminthes, Cestoda, Cyclophyllidea, Hymenolepididae.